Drosophila serrata is the source of this 1561-nucleotide messenger RNA. RefSeq lists its product as uncharacterized. Lineage: Eukaryota; Metazoa; Arthropoda; Insecta; Diptera; Drosophilidae. Gene Ontology annotation, molecular function: RNA polymerase II cis-regulatory region sequence-specific DNA binding; DNA-binding transcription factor activity, RNA polymerase II-specific; zinc ion binding. Gene Ontology annotation, biological process: regulation of DNA-templated transcription. The record is from RefSeq and is a predicted model, not a curated record. Gene Ontology annotation, cellular component: nucleus.
GUCACUUCUAAGCGUAAAUGUAAAUAAAAAUAUAUUUGUUCCUGCUUUAAGUCAAGAUUUUGGUAAAUGCAAGGAUAUGAAGGACUUCAAGGCAGUUGCCUCGCCUCGCAUCCGUUCUCUUCGCAGUCGGACACAACAGUGUCGAGUUUGCUUGAAAAAAUCAAACGAAAUGGUCAACAUCUUUGAUGCCACUCCAGAGCAAAACGUUUCUAUUGUGGACCUGUUAUCCCACUUUACAGGAUUUGAGGUAUCUAAGGACGAUCCGUAUCCCGAAACCGUUUGUCCACCGUGCCUGCAGGAUGCCAAGAACACGUUUGAAAUUAAGCAGUCACAUGCAAGGAGCCACCAGAUCUUCCAACAAUUAAAACAGGAUCCCGAAACAGUGGUAGACUUCACAGAGAAGGAAAUUAGUGUCCAAGUUAAGAACGAAAUCACCGACAACUUAUUGGAGGAAUCGGCACCACAGAUAGAAUACUUCCAAAUAGAUGAAUUCCUUUCAGACGAAGUGAUGAACGAGGAGACAGCGGAAAAAUACGUUAAAUACCAAGUGAUGAACGAACCCAUUGAAGACGACUCAUUAGUGGAAGAUUUUGGGAAAAGUUUAGAUUAUGAAAUCGAUCCUUCUUAUUUACGAAAGCAAAAUGACAACAUUAAUGAUGAUAAUUAUGGAAACUGUCCGAUCUUUCUUACCCUAAACGUGGGUUCCAACAGCUUUGCGUUCCAGUGUUCCUCCUGUCCACGGCUUUUCCCAACACAAUCUCAACUGAAAUUACACGAGUACCGACACAAAAAGCCUACCUACAAGUGUCCCUACUGCAAAAUGGCCUUUAUUUACCAGUCGUUACUACAACAGCACGUAAGGAAACAUACUGGGGAACGGCCUUUCAAGUGUUUACAAUGCCAAGAAGAUUUUACAACCCAGCAACAAUAUACGAUACAUUUCAAGAGUCACCCGAAAAUUCCAUUGUUCAAGUGUUCCCACUGCGAACUAGUUUUUAAAAGUCAGAAAGAACUUGAAGAACACAUUGAGAGGGAUACAAUAAAACAAUUGUAUAAUUGUUCUGUCAAGAGUUGUCAAAGAGUUUUCCAUAACAAAAAUGCACUUAAUAACCACUUAAUGAAAAAACAUAACAAAAUAGCUCUCAAGAAAGACAAGCUCCCUGAACAAGUGUUCAAGUGUUCCUACUGCGACAAGUCCUUUAAACGGAAUCAAUCACUUAAAAUACACAAGAAUAAAAAACACCGUGAUGCCGGCGGACUAUGGGACCCCUAACAGAGAUAGACAUAAAAUAAAAAUUAGCGUACAUGUCCAUAGUGCGUCCCUUAAGUGUUUCUACUACCAAAAUAAUAUUUAUCCAAAAUCAUGGACUUGCAGUACACAAAAAAGUCCCUGGGGUCUCCAUAAAAUUAGUCUUGAUAACUAUUUUCUUAGUUAGUAUGGAUGAACAUCGCUUUUCAGGAAACGGCGUUUAAAAGCGAGAAUCUUAAAUUUAAAAUAAAAUCUUACGGAAAAAGAGCUGUGAAAGUGUUUCCAUUGUGUAGUCACAUCUGAACUGACUGA